Molecule: messenger RNA, 1611 nt
Organism: Ceratosolen solmsi marchali
Lineage: Eukaryota; Metazoa; Arthropoda; Insecta; Hymenoptera; Agaonidae
Product: Adenosine kinase 3
Exons: 5
Coding region: 454-1560 (368 amino acids)
Biological process (GO): purine nucleobase metabolic process; purine ribonucleoside salvage
Cellular component (GO): nucleus; cytosol
Molecular function (GO): adenosine kinase activity
Source: RefSeq, a predicted model, not a curated record
AUGUCCCAUACAUGAUACGAGCAUUGAAAAAAUUUUCGUUUCUGCUCUCGGUAUUAAUCGCUUGCUAGCAACGUUCAUUACGCUCGCAUAGUUGGGCUGUCGCGAGGCAGUGCCUGCAUUAUAUUUCUCCAAAAACAUUAACAAAAAGAAGACAAAAAUAUAUAAAUAUAUAAUUGCGGGUGCGAACGGCAAAAUAAGAUAGAAAUUACUACACAUGCUCGACCUCAAAUUAAGCGCGCGCGCGCGUUUCUCUUCCCCUGCAUGAGCGAUGAAAUGCGUGUGCCACGCGCAAGUCCAAACAUAAUAACUUGGUGAAGACUUUGUUGGAAGGAUAAAUCAUGUGAUUGAAUAUACGUUUAAGUUUAUAAAACUUCUCGUCUUCUCAUCUCUCGACGGCUCCAAAGUUCGGCGUUUAUUCAACAAUUAUUAUUGAUUUAAAGAGAUAUUAUCAUAAUGUCAAUGAAGGAAAUAGUCGCCAACUUUAAACAUCCAGUCGCGAUGGCUUUUGGCAAUCCACUGCUGGAUGUUAUUAUAUCCAAUGAUGAUAAUAAUCUUGUAUCAAAGUACAAUCUCACAUUAGAUGCACAAAUUGAACUCAAGGAAAAAGAUAUAAAUCAAUUAUGUGCUGAAUUGACGGAUGAAUCCAAAAUAAUAACACGGGCCGGAGGAUCUGCUCAAAAUACCAUGAGAAUAUUGCAAAAAUUAUGUGGUGAUCUAAAUAGUUCUAAAAUGUGUGUUUACUAUGGUGGUUUAGGCGAUGACUCUAGAGGAAAAACAUUGGAAAAGUUAGUUCAGGCUGCAAAUAUUGAUGCAAGAUAUGUAAUUCAUUCGACGCUUCCAACUGGAAUUUGUGUUUCUAUAAUAAAAGGUGCUUACCGAACUUUAGCUGCAAACAUAGGUGCUGCUAGUAUAUUUACUUUAGAGGAUCUGAAACAUUUAGAAUUACCAUUCAAUUCAGUGAAAGUAAUAUACAUAGAAGGAUUUUUCAUUACGCACAGUUUAGAUGUAGCCAAGGAAGUUGUUAAGAAGGCUCAGGAAAGAAAUAUUGUGACAGCGUUUAAUCUUAGUGCGACAUAUAUCUUUAAAGAUCAUCAUGCAGCUUUAUGUGAAAUGGUUGGUAUAGCUAAAAUUGUAUUUGGAAAUGCAAAAGAAAUGAUAGCUUUAGCUAAUUCAUUAAACCUUGAAUUUGAAAAUGUGACAGAUAUUCCAUUUCUUCUAAACAAUUUGAAAAGCGUAACAAUUAGUGCGUCGAAUUCAUUGAGUAGUGAUUGGUUGUCUAAUGACUCUAUAUUUGUUAUGACUCAAGGAGGCGCCGAUCCUGCAAUUAUAGUUUGGGGUCAGGGUUGCUCUGCACAGGUUUCGCCAGUCAAACCUAGAUCACCUAUCAUUGAUACAACUGGAGCUGGAGAUUCUUUGGUUGCUGGUUUUUUAGCUGGUAUGAUCACUGGUAGAGAUCCAAAAACUUGUUUAGAGUGGGGCUGUAAAGUAGCAUCCGAUGUAAUAACAAAUUUAGGUGUUACCUUAUCCGAUGAUCUCCCUUUCGAUUUCUUGGAAUGUUAAUAGACUGCCUUUGUAGAUAAUUUAUUUUUGUUAGUUAUAAUAAUUGUUAUU